CGGUGUCCGACGUGCAGGAGUGGAAGCAGACUGCACGCGCAUGCGCGUUUCAUUGUUUUGACUGAAAAUGCCGUCGGUUUCGAAAACUGCAGUGAGCGCCUCUCCUCAAACAGAGAAACCAACCCACUAUACCUAUUUAAAGGAGUUUAGGACCGAGCAGUGUCCACUCUUCUUGCAACACAAGUGCACCCAGCAUCGACCCUUCACAUGUUUUCACUGGCAUUUCCUAAACCAGCGUAGAAGACGCCCCAUUAGGAGAAGAGAUGGCACAUUUAACUACAGUCCCGAUGUUUAUUGUACAAAAUAUGACGAAACUACGGGCUUGUGCCCAGAUGGAGACGAGUGCCCUUACCUGCACCGAACCACUGGUGACACAGAGAGAAAAUACCACUUGCGCUAUUACAAGACUGGCUCCUGUAUUCACGAGACGGAUGCACGAGGCCACUGCGUGAAGAACGGGCAGCACUGUGCCUUCGCACAUGGGCCGCAUGACGUGCGCCCCCCCGUCUGUGACAUCAGAGAGAUACAAGCACAGGAGGCCCUCCAGAAUGGACAGCUGGGCACAGGUGAGGGAAUCCCUGAUCUUCAGCCUGGAGUACUCGCUAGUCAGGCUAUGAUUGAGAAGAUCCUCACUGAGGACCCCCGUUGGCAAGAUUCGACCUUCGUCUUGGCAAACUACAAAACGGAGCAGUGCACCAAACCACCACGACUGUGUAGGCAGGGCUAUGCAUGCCCACAUUACCACAACAGCCGAGAUCGAAGAAGAAACCCGCGGAAAUUCAAGUACAGGUCAACCCCGUGCCCGAACGUGAAGCAUGGGGAUGAGUGGGGAGAGCCCACGAAGUGUGACAGUGGGGACAAUUGCCAGUACUGUCAUUCACGCACUGAGCAGCAGUUCCAUCCGGAGAUCUAUAAAUCCACAAAAUGCAAUGACAUGCGACAGACCGCUUACUGCCCCAGGGGACCCUUCUGCGCCUUUGCACAUGUGGAGCGAAUCCCCUCCACAGAAGAGACACUGAAUUCACUGCUCUGUUCGAUAAGCGCCGGCUCCCAGUUGAAGUCCUGUUCCCAGUUUUCUGAAGCUGUGGUCAGCGACUGGGGAGGCACCACCGCAGCUGGCCUGGGGGGACACGAUGUCGUCUCCUGCUCUGAUAGCCCUGUAGCUUCAAGCUGUGGAAGCGACAGCCCCCCAUCUGCGGUCGGGCCAAUCGGCCGGCCCUGGUGCCCUGCUAACGGGGGCUCGAAUCGCAGGCCCAGCCUGUCUACCCUCUCGUCCCCGACAUCCGACUACCGCAAAGCACCCGGUUUCGAGCGUGAAGAUCAGUCUGUGUUUCAGGGAAAAAUCCUCAAGGGUUCCACCAUAGACUGCAAUCACAAGCUGAACCCAGACAAGCAGAACCUCGUCAACCUGUUCAACCCACUGGCAAGCGGCAUCACGUCCAGCAUCACGUCCAGUCUGGCCUCCAGCAUCGGCUCCGACGGCUGCUCGCCCACCGCCUUGUCCACCAUGAACGCCAAAGCGCUGCCGUUCUACCCAGCCAGCAACACCGUAGAGUCAGUUGUGGGCUCCGCUCUUGACCUGAAUUUCAACGACAUUGACGUCGUCUUGCUGGAUAAGGAACUGGAGCAACAUGAAAAUGGCGACCUUAGUUUAACAAGUGAGCAGCUCCUGUGCGGCUCGGCCCCUGUCAGCAUUCCCGGCUCGCUGAACCGCCCUCCCUCCCUGCGCUGCUCCUCGCUGCCGGCUUCCCCUCUCGAUUCCCUGUCCCAGUCACUGCGCUCUGGCAUGAAGGCCCCCCAGGGCCAGCCCCAGACCCCCCGUGCUGGCGCAGAGCACACACUCAUGGGGACCUCCGUCAGCUCGCCCAGCAAGCUCGGGUUAAAUGGGGCUGCAGGAGGUGGCAUGUGGGACUUUGUGAGUGGAAUCUACCCUCCCAGCUCGUCUCCAGUGGCCAGCAGUGCCGGUGUGGACCUGUGCCGCCUGCGGAGGGAGCUGGAGGAGGCCAGAGGGAAGAUCACGCAGUGGGAGAUGGCGUGGCAGCAGGCUAAGCAGGCUUGCAAAGCUUGCCAGAAGGACGCCCAGGAGGCCAAAGAGCGGGCGAAGGUCGCCGAGGGGGAGCGGCAGCGGGCGGCGCAGAAACGCGAGGGCGCCGAGCGCAAGCUGAGGGAGCUGCAGGGGAGCUUCGAUAUGGUGUGCCGCUCGCCGAACACGCUGCUGCUCCGCAGCUACGGCGAGUUGGACCAGCUCGCCCUCCCUAAACUUCUCUCCAUCCAAAACCAGCUCUGCACAGACCUUGACGUUAUUGACACGGUAAUAUAUCAGCUUCAGUCAAAGAAAUGCAUGGUUUGCCAAAAACGUGACCGUUCUAUAAUUCUUCAGCCCUGCCAGCAUUAUGUACUCUGUGAGAGCUGCGCACCAAGCAAAACGGAAUGUCCUUAUUGCGAGACUAAGAUACUGAGCUGGUGAUGCUGAUCUAUCCAAGGUACUUUUUGUAGAUCUAUACCUUCGAAAGAUUACGUAUUAAUCAGUGAUGCUAACAGUCUGGAUUUAGAUUUUCUGUGUUAUUUAGAAUUUCAUGUAGUACAUAUAAAGGUAACAGUGUUUGACUGAUACAUUGACAUUUUUUUCAGAUGGGAGAUGUUUAACAUGAAAAACCCAGUGCAUUUUUCAAAUGGCUCUCAGUUCAAUGUCAGAUGAUGCCCUUAAUUCCAAGUAACUACUUUAAAAGUAUCAGCCUUGCACUGUUAUUGUUACCAAAUAUGUGAAGAUUAUAUGUUUAAUAUAAAAGCACUUUGUUAAAAGUUUUUUAGAUUUACAGAAUUGCCUUAGGCUGCUUUUAGGUUAUAUGUUUUUCACAACUUGCUAUAGUUGAACUCUUGUUUGUAGUUUUUAAUAGAAGAUAUUUCAGAAUCAAUAUGUAUUAAAUUCAAGAAUGUAUUAAGUGUUACAGUACUAUAACUAGUGUAGAAUUUCUGAUUUAAAAAUGGAAACAUAACCAGCAGUUAUAACACAAUAGAGCCACUAGCUAGCAUGUAAUGGAUCGGUUAUUAUUUUUCUGAUGUUUUUGUACACUAAGCUGUUAGGCUCAUUUCUUCUCUUUAAUCGAUUUAACUGGCUGCUGUAGAUAUUUUUGUUGUAGCCAAGCAACAUGGUUGUUUAGGCUACAACAGCACUAUAGGAGUGCCUUGUCUCUACCGGCAGAGAAAAGCUUCAAAACGGAACAAUUCAUUGAUUUUCUUAAUAAUAAGCUCCUACUUAAUCAUUUUAAAAUCUCCUAAUAAGAACUGAUACCAGGCACAAAUUGGCUCAAUUUUAUAAAAUAUAUUAAACAGAUAUGCAUAUAUAGGAAUGGGUGGUGCCCUCUAGCAUUGCUUUGUGUCCAGCACACACUGCUAACAAUGGUCUGGAAUUCCUGAAUGCUUUAUGAUUGGUUUAAAAUCACUCAAACUGUGCCAUUUGCAAGAUUAACCAUUAGUCACAAAAAAACUACCACUGUCAUAUUUGUAUUGCAGAAACAAGUAUUUCCUUUUUAAAAGUGUACAUGUGAGACAUGGUUUUACAGGUGUGUAUGGAUUUUCCCAAACGUCGCUGGCCUGUGCAGCUUAAACUGAUUGAAAUGACCUCCAACUGUGUUGAGACUAAGUCAUUAUGUCCCUGUCUGUGCCCGUUGUGUUUUAACACUCACUUUCUUAAUUACUUAUGAGAGUAAAACGGUGACAGCCAUGUAGUUGUUAAGGAGCUUCGUACCCCCUUGUGCAAUUUGAAAAGUUCAUUGAGGGCAUGAAUGAAGCAUAUUUAGUCUAAGGAAGUGAAAAGAAAGUACUGGAACUUGUUUAGUUCAAUCUUAGGUUGCACGGUUUUCUGUAAAGUGCACUACCACGUGUAGUCCUUGUGUUUAAUUAGCAAAGUAAUUCACCACAUCUUAUGUUCUCUUGGGAGCUUAAUUAAUUUUUGCUACAUAGAAUAAUUAGAAUUUUAGACGGUUUUCUUCUGUAGUAUUUUCCCCCAUAAAUGCUGAAAUUCAAGUGUUUCCAAAAUCAUUCACAUAUAGGGUACAAUGUAACCAAAUUAUGUGUUAAACUUAAUAACAGAGUAUGAUUAAGAUGAUUUAAUAAUGAUAGUGCUGUAAUUUCAGUUGAAAUAAUGGAGGAAUGUAAAAAUUACCGUACAGUUUUAACUUUAAUCAGCAGAGGGUGUGAUACACUCUGCAUUUGCAUAUAAGAAUAAUGGUUUUUGCCAUCUUCUGUGCUCUGCCAAAGACAUUAACUAUUUAACAAUAUUUUUUGAUAUAUUACAUUUAAAAAUACUUUAUUUCUGACAUUCAGAUCUAAUGACCAAAUAAAAAAUCCUAGACAAAUUGGAAUGUCAUCCUUUUUUUUUUUCUUCUUUUUUUUUUUUUCUUCGAUAUGAAUGUUGAACGUUGCUCUACAAUUUGAACCGUUCAUAGUGAAAUGCUGCAGAAGGUGAAUGACACUUGUAUUUAGUGUUUAAAAUGUAUAAAUGUCUUUCUCUUUUCUGGUGGACUGCAUUCUCAUUGUAGUAAUGAUUGUACACUACAAUUUGUCAUGCUCAUGUAUGUUCAGACUCUCUUGUGCUUCCUCCUCCCACCUAAUCAUCAGCAUUUUACAGAUACCAUGUUCAGCUUGUGUGUUGAUACAGUGUCCUUCACAUUGGUUGAUACAGGCAGGUGUGAUAAUUUAAUUAUUCACUCUCUUGAUGGCAGCUCCCAUUGGUCAGGCCUUAUUCCAGCUACCCACCUGAUUGGCUUGUCUCUCUACUGUACCUGUUAAAUGGAUGCUACUAUUCUAGCAAUGGUACAGCAAGAUAUCCAAUAGUUGUGUGCACCUUAUCUGUAUCUCAUACUGGUCCGUGGCUGAUAAAGCAUUAGGGUCCACCUAUAGCGUGUAGAACCUGCUCUUCAGCCUAACUCCCUUUUAAUGGUCAGACUUUGUUUAUUGUGCCCUUUUAAAUGUAUUUGAGGUCAACUGGCACAGAAAUAGGUCAGGCUAUAAUAAUAAUAACAGAGAAAUACUUUCUGUUUACCUGAAUUUCUAAAAGAUGAUUUAACAGUUUUGAGUAUUGCUGUUGCAUUUGAUAUCAUUUUAAUGUACAAUAUGAUAUAAAAUGUAAUAUUAAAAUAAGAUGCAAUAAAAAUGAAUCUAAACCUUAUAGCUGCCAUAAAGGCAGUUGUAUAGCAAUGAAGCAGGCGUUGGCAUUUUUUUUUCUGAUGUUUUUUCCUAUAACACCCAGGUAGUUUUUAAAUUUCACUUAAUUUAAUUUAAGUGUCUGACUAUAGGUUAACAGUUUAUAUUCUUUUCAAGGCUAACUCAUUGUCCUUGUUGUAUUGUGUUUUUUUUUAUUAACUGAACUGGAACUUCUACUGUCCCAUAGUUCUGUAAAAUGGUUGUGAAACUCAGCUUUUGAGCCAAACAUGUGUGUACCACUAUCACCUGUCUGUAUCAGCCAUAAUUUUAGUGUGCAUAAUUUUUCUCUUCUCGUUUUUGUACAUUUUGUCAUGUUUAUGAAAGAUACAUUGACGGGGAUUAGUCUGGGGAAAAGGGCAGCUGCAGCUUAAAUAAAGCACUGAUUAGCUAGUUUUGAUGAUAGUAAUGAUGGCAAAGAUGAUGAUGAUGAUGAUGAUGAUAUUUUGGUGUGAACAAUGUUUUUGCAUCAAAGUGAAAUGUGUUGUUUUUUUUGUAAUUAUAUUGUAAUUGUUGGCUCUGAUGUUUAUGCAAGCGUAUUAUUCAUUUACUGUGGAAACCUUGAUAUUAAAUGCGCUAACCUAAAUUUCAUUCUUAUGACAGGAAAAUGUUGGAGAAUAAGACAUGUGAUAUGGCUUAAAAUGAUGUUAUCAGAUUACGGGUUUCAAAUCAAGUGUGAAUGUUUAAGAUUUCCUUUUUUAUGCAUUUGGCAGUUUUUAAAGAAUGCAUAUUUGUUAAUCUAAAGCUAGAGAGGACAAUAUGGAAGUAAAGUAAUUUCUCAGGGUUUAACAGUAGAAUAAAGAAGAAAUUUUGUUCUUACACAAAAGGUUCAGUUUAUUACAAUUUUUGCUAAGAAUAUUAUUAGGUUAGAUAUUUUAUAAUAGCGCAAGCAUCCCAACAGCAAACUUAUCACUUACGUUUUUUGGUAUGUAUUGCGUUAAAAAAUAUCACAGCCAUGUUGUAGUGUUUUAAGUGUCUGAAGAUGUUAAAUUCUUAGAAAUAUUACUGUUAGUACAUUUUAUAUUUUACAUCUAAUUACAUAUGGGAAUUUAUGGAAACCUUUGCAUUGCUGUGUGUCUAAUAUUUAAACACAAAUGGCAUUCUUCAGAUAUGGUAUUUAUGAUGCAUAAUCAGUACUUUUACUGUGUUUUAAAUUAACAUGUUACAAUUUACAUAUUAUAGCACUUAUGAAAUGGUUUACAGAAUUAAUGGAAUUAUUUUUUACUAUGGAAUUAAAAAAUUGAUCUCUGUC
Paramormyrops kingsleyae is the source of this 6454-nucleotide messenger RNA. Its product is annotated as unk like zinc finger. Lineage: Eukaryota; Metazoa; Chordata; Actinopteri; Osteoglossiformes; Mormyridae. The record is from RefSeq and is a predicted model, not a curated record. Gene Ontology annotation, molecular function: metal ion binding.